AUGAUGAAGAACGAGAACAGCUAGCAAAGGAACUAUCCAAAGAUUGGAAUUCAGUCUUUGAGCGAAGCAUAAAUACACUGUUUUUGACUGAAAUGGUUCGAGGUCUGAUGCUGACACUCAAGUACUUCUUUGAAAAGAAAGUGACUAUUAACUAUCCAUUUGAGAAGGGCCCUUUAAGCCCUCGUUUUCGUGGAGAACACGCCCUUCGACGUUAUCCUACCGGAGAGGAAAGAUGCAUUGCAUGUAAACUUUGUGAAGCUAUUUGCCCUGCUCAAGCUAUCACUAUCGAGGCUGAAGCGCGAGAAGAUGGGAGUCGUCGAACAACUAGAUAUGAUAUUGAUAUGACAAAGUGCAUCUACUGUGGAUUCUGCCAAGAAGCCUGUCCUGUUGAUGCCAUUGUUGAGGGGCCUAAUUUUGAAUUUGCAACUGAAACUCAUGAGGAACUCCUUUACGACAAGGAGAAGCUUCUUGAGAAUGGAGAUCGAUGGGAAACUGAGAUUGCAGAGAAUCUGAGAUCUGAAAGCCUAUACCGCUGAGUUCGUUUGUCAAAGAUACACUGAAAAUUCUUGCUUAAUUUAUAAAAUAAAAGGAUUUGCUGAAUGUUGAUUAUUGUUCUUCCACCUGUCUUAUCUUGUGACAAUCUGAAGACGGGUGCUGCUGCUGUUCUGUAAUUCUGUUUGGGCAAGAUGACUUAUUUGUAGAGUACUAUCCAUGGCCAUAGAUUUAAGUGGCUGUAGCACGGCAACUCUUUCUGUUAGAAGGAAUUGGGUUGGGAUUCACCUAUGUUUUUCUCCGGUCAUCAACGGGUCCUUCAUGGAAAUGUCCUUUGACGAAUAGUAGCUAUGACUGUUCAAAACUUCAAAUUGGAUCUGGAUGAAUCAUCUGGUGCUAGAGGGUUAAAGUUUGUUCAUAUUCUAGUGCUCUGUCUGCCCUUACAAGCAUGAUUUAUCUCAGUGAUGUGAUAAUUGUUGCUGCAAAGCAGCAUUCUCUUCUGUUGAAUUUACUGUAAUUGGUUCUGUUUAUUGAUAGGAUAACGUUGGUACGCUUGAAGGGUACAAUUGUUCCUUAAAAAUGCUACUAGUUUCGGGGUUUGAAAA
This is a messenger RNA of Nicotiana tabacum (common tobacco), 1097 nucleotides long. The record is from RefSeq and is a predicted model, not a curated record. Lineage: Eukaryota; Viridiplantae; Streptophyta; Magnoliopsida; Solanales; Solanaceae.